ACUCGCACUGUGCGCCGCUCGUCUCAGCUUCAUCUCAUUCAUGGAUAGAUUACUGCACAAACGCUUGGUGGAGGAACCGGAGCUCGACAAAAAGGAAUCAGUAUGGUGUAUACCACGGCUUUGCUCUUCGGUCACGGAGUCCCGGUGCUGCCCGAAGAAAACGGCGUCGUUGACCUGAUCGAGAAGUUUCUGUUCCCGAAGACUUCCACCGGCAGCAAGAUGCCCCCUGCCCACUCAGCCCGACGGGGGAGCGUGGAGAGCUACGAGGAUGCUGACAACCACUCUCUAUCUGGCACUUUCGAUACCACUCUAGAGGAGGAAGAGCGCCACCUGCAGCACAGCAUCAUACCACAACUGGAGCUGUGCCUGACCUCGGCCAAAUCCUCAGCUUUGCAAUGCCAGGCCCUCAUGCUCCCCUGUCACAUGACCACCAAGGUGUCUCAAGACGUGGUCAGAGCCUCCGCUGACGAACCCUGCGGACUCAGGGGGGCCUUCGUCAAAGUUUUUGUCGAGACCAAAGACGGGCCAAAAUUCCUGGGCGCCAUUCUCCCCGAUCCGAGCGUCACUCCAACCUUUGAGCUGUCCGUGUGGUUCAAAACGGAAGAGCGUGGCUGGCCCCCGCUGAAGCACAUUUUUGACCAGAGUAAAACUGUGAAGCUGAGACCAGAGUACAGGCUAGUUAAAAGGAAGCUGUACUCCUCGGCUAGUCCUGUUGUCCAUGAUUUCAACUAGGCCUGUCAAGAUAAUUUACAUGUUCAAUUCCAUGAUUUGUUGCUAGAAAAAUAUUGCUAUUAACCAUACUUUUAAACAAUUCAAAUAUUAACAUACUAAAAAAAUGUUCCCCCACUAGUGCUAAUACAAUACACAUCUUGAGCUAGAUUGCUGUAGUAAUUAUUAUGACAGGUCUACUUUAAACUAAACUUUGUGUACGAUGUUUACAGCAGUCCUUACACUGGAAAUGUUAUGUUUUUUCUGUGUUUUUUAUAUUAUUAUUUAAAAGUGUGAAUGUUGAAACCACAAAAGGUCAUUGUUUUUUUUUCACUGUUUUUUGCACGGAGCGGCUGAAUGUGGCGUGUGAUCAUGAAUGGGCAGGACUCAUUCUCAAAAGUGUUUAUUUAUGGAUUUGUAGAAAAUAAAUCCUUUUACACUA
Boleophthalmus pectinirostris (great blue-spotted mudskipper) is the source of this 1150-nucleotide messenger RNA. Its product is annotated as DNA damage-inducible transcript 4-like protein-like. Gene Ontology annotation, biological process: negative regulation of signal transduction. The record is from RefSeq and is a predicted model, not a curated record. Lineage: Eukaryota; Metazoa; Chordata; Actinopteri; Gobiiformes; Gobiidae. Gene Ontology annotation, cellular component: cytoplasm.